This is a messenger RNA of Sciurus carolinensis (gray squirrel), 678 nucleotides long. Its product is annotated as dnaJ homolog subfamily A member 1-like. The transcript has 2 exons. NCBI's taxonomy places the organism in Eukaryota, Metazoa, Chordata, Mammalia, Rodentia, Sciuridae. Bases 1 to 627 code for a protein of 208 amino acids. Gene Ontology annotation, cellular component: cytoplasm; cytosol. The record is from RefSeq and is a predicted model, not a curated record. Gene Ontology annotation, biological process: protein refolding. Gene Ontology annotation, molecular function: Hsp70 protein binding.
AUGGUGAAAGAAACCACUUAUUAUAAUGUUUUGGGGGUCAAACCCAAUGCCACCCAGGAAGAAUUGAAAAAGGCUUACAGGAAACUGGCCUUGAAGUACCACCCUGAUAAGAAUCCAAAUGAAGGAGAAAAGUUUAAACAGAUUUCUCAAGCUUAUGAAGUUCUCUCUGAUGCCAAGAAAAGGGAGUUACAUGACAAAGGAGGAGAACAGGCAAUUAAGGAGGGUGGAGCAGAUGGUGGUUUUGGCUCCCCCAUGAACAUCUUUGAUAUGUUUUUUGGAGGAGGAGGAAGGAUGCAGAGAGAAAGGAGAGGUCAGAUUGUCAAGCAUGGAGAUAUAAAGUGUGUGUUAAACAAAGGUAUGCCAAUUUAUCAUAGACCAUAUGAAAAGGGUCGCCUAAUCAUUGAGUUUAAGGUAAACUUCCCUGAAAAUGGCUUUCUCUCUCCUGACAAACUCUGCUGGAAAAACUCCUACCCUGAGAGGAAGGAAGUAGAAGAGAUUGAUGAAAUGGAUCAGGUAGAACUGGUGGACUUUGAUCCAAAUCAGGAAAGACGGCGCCAUUAUAAUGGAGAAGCAUAUGAGGAUGAUGAACAUCAUCCCAGAGGUGGUGUUCAGUGUCAAACCUCUUAAUGGGGCCAGUGAAUAACACUCACUGCAGGUAUUUUAUAUGCAGUAGUGAAU